Messenger RNA from Epithele typhae, 804 nucleotides. RefSeq lists its product as uncharacterized. The transcript is spliced from 2 exons. The record is from RefSeq and is a predicted model, not a curated record. NCBI's taxonomy places the organism in Eukaryota, Fungi, Basidiomycota, Agaricomycetes, Polyporales, Epitheliaceae. The annotation marks the transcript as partial.
AUGCCGCUUGACGCCCGAGCUCGGCCGCAGUGGUACGUGGAUGUUGCUGUGGAACUGUCUAGGCCGGGGCACGUUCUUCAGUGGCAUCGCUCUCAGCACCCCGAUAUCCUCCGAUAUCUAUUUCCCUCCAUGGAUGAAGACCGGGCGAAGAAGGUUGUCAAGUUCAACAGCUUCUACGUCGACGUAAACGCCCACAUACACCGACUGGCUGGGUUCCGCUACCAGCCCCGCUCGCCUGUCAACAACAUCGUCUAUGCCAACAUCUACACCACAGACAAGACGGUCAUUUAUCAGUUGCAUCCUGGUGUUUUCAGACCACGAACCGGGGAGGAUCUGCUGCCGCGCAAGAUCAACGCUUUGGACCAAGACAUGGACUCGAUCUCUGCUCAGUUCCACUCGGCUGCAGGCUUAACGCCGGCUCCGGAGGACGCCGAAGUGCAUUCCGAUGACAGCGACGAAGACCGGCCUGUGCGCAUGAUGCCUUCGCAAGACGGGGCGGCUCGGGCAGAGGUACGGGUGCGGGUGUCGGCGUUCUCGAGUGUGUUGAGGGUGUUCACACAGCAAGAGCUCGAGAACUUCGUCGUUACGUAUAGGAACAAUGAGUGGUGGCUCUGGAAGUUCUUGCGUACCUGCGCGCUGCGGUACAUCGUCACAGCGUACAAGAAAUAUUCGGAGGAAGUCCGAAUCACCCUUCCAUCAUUGGCACUCGGAGCGGCAACGGUCUACAUGCUUAACGCCUUGUUCCGUCGUCCACAGAGCUACAACUACCAGCGGAUCUUGGACUCAACGUGCGCCAUGAAGAUC